AUGGGGAUUUUGAAGCUAUCCCAAGCUUUUAUGAGCAUGGCCAUGGUGGCUUUUCUUGUUUAUUUGCUGUUGAGAUUGCUAUUCUCUUGCUGGAUUCUGCCCAUUCGAGCUUACCGCAAGAUCAAGAAGAAUGGGUUUGAAGGUCCAACUCCUAGUUUUCCUCUAGGAAAUAUUACAGACAUGAAAAAUACUAAGAAUUAUGUUAAUGAUUCCUUACUUAGAUCCUCUGCCGCUAUUUCCCAUGAUAUACACUCCACUGUGUUUCCUUACUUUGCUCGGUGGCAAAAGACUCAUGGAAAAGUGUUCAUCUACUGGCUGGGGACUGAGCCAUUUUUAUACAUUGCUGAGCCAGAGUUCCUUAAGAAAAUGUCAUCGGGAGUGCUGGGUAAGAACUGGGGAAAACCCAGUGUGUUUAGGCGUGAUAGAAAGGCUAUGUUCGGAAGAAGCGGAUUGGUGAUGGUUGAAGGAGAGGAUUGGGUUCGUCAUCGCCAUGUUAUUACUCCUGCAUUCUCCCCAGCUAACUUGAAGGCCAUGGCAAGCUUGAUGGUGGAACCGGCCACUAAUAUGCUAAACAGGUGGACUACCUUAAUAAGUUGUGGUCAAGCUGAAAUCGAUGUUGAAAGAGAAAUCACAACAACGGCAGGGGAGAUCAUUGCAAGGACAAGCUUCGGCUUGAGCCACCAAAACGGCAAUAAAGUGUUUGAGAAAUUGAGAGCCGCGCAAACCACACUUUUCAACUCCAACCGCUAUGUGGGUGUUCCUUUCAGCAAAUGGAUUUGCCCUAAGAAAAACCUCGAAGCCACAAAACUUGGCCACGAAAUAGAUCAACUCCUUUUAUCCAUCAUCCACGCUCGUAAGCAGUCUUGGGAUGGAUCCCCUCAGAAGAACUUGCUGGGUUUAUUGAUGGAAGGCAGCCACCUCGACGGCCGGUCCGGGAAGAGCUUAACCGCUAGGGAGCUUGUUGAUGAGUGCAAGACUUUCUUCUUCGGUGGCCAUGAAACCACUGCAUUGGCUCUCACUUGGACCUUGCUGCUUUUGUCCUUGCAUCCCCAGUGGCAAUACCAAUUGAGGGAGGAAAUUAAACAAGUGAUUGGAGAUGAGGAGAUCGACUUUACUCGAUUUGCCCACUUAAAGAAGAUGGAGUGGGUGAUGAAAGAGGUGCUAAGACUCUACUCACCAGCACCAAAUGCACAAAGGCAAGCAAGAGAAGAUAUAAAAGUGGAUGAGCUUGUUAUCCCUAAUGGAACCAACAUCUGGAUCGACGUAGUUUCCUUGCACCAUGAUCCUACAAUAUGGGGAGGCGACGUGAAUGAGUUCCGACCAGAAAGGUUUAAGGACGAUAGUCUAUACGGAGGAUGCAAGCAUAAGAUGGGGUUUUUGCCAUUCGGAUUUGGAGGGAGAAUGUGUGUUGGGAGGAAUUUAACAAUGAUGGAGUACAAAGUUGUAUUAACCCUUAUGCUUAGGAGGUUUUCCUUUUCAAUCUCUCCUAAUUAUCGCCAUUCACCUUCUACUAUGCUUUCCCUAAGGCCUAAAUUCGGACUUCCUCUCAUUGUUAAACCCCUUUAA
This is a messenger RNA of Gossypium arboreum, 1566 nucleotides long. Its product is annotated as cytokinin hydroxylase-like. The transcript has 4 exons. Gene Ontology annotation, molecular function: monooxygenase activity; heme binding; oxidoreductase activity, acting on paired donors, with incorporation or reduction of molecular oxygen. The record is from RefSeq and is a predicted model, not a curated record. Bases 1 to 1566 code for a protein of 521 amino acids. Lineage: Eukaryota; Viridiplantae; Streptophyta; Magnoliopsida; Malvales; Malvaceae.